CGCCAUCCUCUUCCUCACGCCGCUGCUGCUGCUGCCGCUGCCGCUCGCCGUGCCCACGCGGGAGGCSAAAUGUGCCUAUAUCAUCAUCAUCAUGGCUGUGUACUGGUGCACUGAAGUGAUCCCCCUGGCUGUCACCUCCCUCAUGCCCGUGGUUUUUUUCCCUCUGCUUGGAGUUCAGAGCUCCAAAUCAGUGUGCUUGCAGUACCUAAAUGACACAAACAUGCUCUUUGUUGGAGGGCUGAUUGUUGCAAUYUCUGUUGAACAAUGGAAUCUUCACAAAAGGAUUGCACUGAGGGUCCUUCUGAUUCUUGGGGUGAAACCUGCACUCCUGAUGCUGGGAUUCAUGAUAGUCACUGCCUUUCUGUCCAUGUGGAUCAGUAACACGGCCACCACUGCCAUGAUGGUUCCCAUUGUCCAGGCUGUCCUGGAUCAAAUGGACAGCACAGAGCACGACGUGACCAUGAUGGAACAGGCAACUGGGCAAACAAAUGCAGUGAUCGAGCUGGAGGAGAAGAGCACAGCAGAGUGCACUGCAGUGCAUGUUGUAGGCAAUGGACAAGUCCCUGAUGACCCCAAAGUUUCUGAGGAAAAGAACAUGAGAAAGCAUAUAUGCAAGGGAAUGACACUUUGUGUGUGCUAUGCUGCCAGCAUAGGAGGAACUGCCACACUCACUGGAACAGGACCAAACAUGGUACUGAAAGGCCAGAUGAAUCAGUUAUACCCCAACAACAAUGAUAUUGUGAAUUUUGCUUCCUGGUUUGGAUUUGCAUUCCCAAACAUGAUCCUGAUGUUGGUGCUAGCUUGGCUGUGGUUACAGUGCUCCUUCAUGGGACUCAACUUUAAAAAAAGCUGGGGCUGUGGGACAGAGAGAACUGCCAAAGAAAAAGCUGCAUAUGAUGUGCUGAAGGCAGAAAUGAAGAAAUUAGGYCCUAUCUCUUAUGCGGAAUUCAAUGUCCUCUUCAUGUUUGUAUUGCUGGUGCUCUUGUGGUUUUCCAGACACCCAGGCUUUGUAAAAGGCUGGGCCACCAGGCUCUUCCCAGAAGGAGAAAAGUAUAUCACUGAUUCUGCUCCUGCUGUGUUUAUUGCCCUGCUACUGUUUAUCCUUCCUGCUCAUAAGCCCAAAUUCAUAGCCUGGAAUCCAAGCAUGUCUGACCCUGAACAGASUGAAGAAGAUAUAAAAAAGCCAUUUUUAUCAGCCCCGCUGCUAGACUGGAAUGUGGUUCAGAGGAAGAUGCCCUGGAGCAUUGUGCUGCUGCUGGGAGGAGGUUUUGCUUUGGCUGAUGCAAGCGCAAACUCUGGGCUCUCAGCUUGGCUGGGUCACCAAAUGACUCCUCUGGGAUCUAUCCCCCCCUGGGCCAUUGCAACCGUGCUCUCUCUCAUCAUAGCUGUUUUCACGGAGUGCACCAGUAACGUGGCCACCGCCACGCUCUUCCUGCCCGUCUUUUCAUCCAUGGUUAGAUCUGGAAUAGUGAUGAACAUCAUUGGAGUCUUCUGCGUCACACUGGCCAUCAACACGUGGGGAAGACCUAUGUUUGAGCUGGACACAUUCCCAACCUGGGCAAAUAGCACAACAAACCAGUGAACAGUGAAGAAUUCAUGUGUUGAACAAGGAAAUGACCCUUACUACUCCCUAYUGCCCAAAGUCCUGUAUAGAGUCUCAUCAGCACUUCAGAUCCAGUGUUAAGUGUUUGCUGCCUCCCAGCAGUCGCACACCAGUUCAGGUUUGAACCAACCCAGACUUACUCCGGCUGGAGCCAAAAGUGUUUUUGAUUAUUCAACCUUAGGGAUCAUGUGUAUGAUCUGGAUCUGGGUCAUAAUAUGACCAAGUGAUCCGUUGUACCUCCAACCAAGGUCAAGAAUUAGGAUUUAUCAAACCUUCAAAUAAAGAGAGGGAAGGCUGUUGUAUCAAAAAGUUUAAGCUAUUGUAUCACUGGUGAACUAUUAUAUCACUUGUAAACCAUUAGCAUUGAACAUUGCACUCAGGCAGGGACUGAGCAUUCCUUACCUGUUCCUUAUAGCUACCACUCAGCAGCUGUAUGGAGGAACCCCUGUUUUCACUUGUCUGGUGAAGCUGGGGUGUGUGAUGUUAUGCUCUGUUAUAUUCCAGUUGGGCCUAAGCCAUGUGGUGGGAUCCUUCCAAGUCAACAUCCAACACACUUUCUCGUGCCUUGUUUACACUCACAAGUCUGACUGCAUUUAGAUACCUUUAUUGAGGAUUGAGAUAAUUCCAUGCUGGUCACRAUUCAGCUGAUGUCUCAGACAAUGAUGCAUUAAGACUGGCUCUGUGUUUCUGGCACUGUGGUAAUUAGAGGGUCAGGAGCCUUUCCCUCAGUCCCAGAUGUGAUUUCACAUGCCAGCCAGUGUUUCCUGAGUGCCAGCCUGGCGA
Malurus melanocephalus (red-backed fairy wren) is the source of this 2386-nucleotide messenger RNA. It is a transcript of the gene SLC13A5, whose product is annotated as solute carrier family 13 member 5. The transcript has 11 exons. Lineage: Eukaryota; Metazoa; Chordata; Aves; Passeriformes; Maluridae. Bases 92 to 1582 code for a protein of 496 amino acids. Gene Ontology annotation, molecular function: succinate transmembrane transporter activity; sodium:dicarboxylate symporter activity; citrate transmembrane transporter activity. The record is from RefSeq and is a predicted model, not a curated record. Gene Ontology annotation, cellular component: membrane. Gene Ontology annotation, biological process: citrate transport; monoatomic anion transmembrane transport.